AUGCGUCGAUGCGUUUCGGAGGAGGAGACACAACACAUCUUAGCUGAGUGUCACGACUCUCUUUACGGAGGCCAACAGUAUAUCCUACUUGCAGUAGACUAUGUGUCAAAAUGGCUAGAAGCAGUAGCCUGUGCUAGGAACGAUGCGUGCACUGUUUCCAAGCACAAGAUCACUACUACCUACCACCCACAAACAAACGGUCAAGCGAAAGUAUCCAAUCAAGAAAUCAAAUCUUUCCUGGAGAAAGUCGUCAAUGCAACGCGGAAGGAUUGGGCACAGAGGCUGGAUGAAGCUCUCUGGGCCUACAGGACUGCUUACAAAACCCCUAUAGAGUUGGAGCACAAGGCAUUUUGGACAGUUAAGAAGCUAAACAUGAACUUGGACGCUGCAGGCGCUCAACGCAAACUUCAGCUCAAUGAGCUCGAGGAGUGGCGAUUGAACGUGUACGAGAAAAACAAGCUAUACAAAGAGAAGACAAAGCGUUGGCAUGACCAUCGCAUCAGCAAGAAAGAACUUGUUGUUGGCCAAAUAGUUCUAUUGUUCAAUUCAUGUCUGCAUUUGUUUACAGGAAAGUUAAAGUCCGGGUGGUCAGGACCCUUUAUAAUUAAGACAAUCUUUCCAUAUGGAGCAGUGGAAUUAAUACGAGAGGAUGACGCUAACGCAUUCAAAGUAAGUGUCCAAAGCGUAAAGCCACACUUUGAAGAUGGACUAGAACGUCACAAGUCAUCUCUCGCACUACGCGAAUCCAGCUGA
Messenger RNA from Benincasa hispida (wax gourd), 753 nucleotides. The record is from RefSeq and is a predicted model, not a curated record. NCBI's taxonomy places the organism in Eukaryota, Viridiplantae, Streptophyta, Magnoliopsida, Cucurbitales, Cucurbitaceae.